Messenger RNA from Fusarium coffeatum, 1059 nucleotides. RefSeq lists its product as uncharacterized. Lineage: Eukaryota; Fungi; Ascomycota; Sordariomycetes; Hypocreales; Nectriaceae. The record is from RefSeq and is a predicted model, not a curated record. The transcript is spliced from 3 exons. Bases 1 to 1059 code for a protein of 352 amino acids.
AUGCCACUUCAUCUGCUAGGGAAAAAGUCGUGGAACGUCUACAAUGCCGACAACAUCGCGCGCGUCCGUCGCGAUGAAGCUGCCGCAAAGGCCGCCGAGGAAGGGGAAGAGCAGCGUAUGCAGGAGAUUGAUGCCCAACGCCGACUAGCCAUUCUACGCGGUGAAGAACCUCCGCACAUUGAAGAACCAGAGCCACACAGACCAGAUGAGCCCUCCGGUCGUAAUCACGAUGCCUCGCAUAAAGGCGGCAUGCGACGAAAACGAAAGCGACCCGGCGAAGACGAUACCGAUUUCGAAAUGCGGAUAGCCAGGGAGAAUGAUAGUUCAACUCUCGUAAGAACUGAACUUGAGCGUAAAAAUACGAGCUCGGCGCCGAUUAUGGACCGCAAUGGACAUAUUGAUUUGCUAGGCGAUGAGAAGUCAAGGGCGCACGCAGAGAAGAAUGAAGAGGCCGAGAAAGAAGCAAAGAAGAAGAAACAAAGCUACGAAGACCAGUAUAUGAUGCGCUUCACAAAUGCGGCAGGGAAGGAUGGUGCUAUGCGGCCAUGGUAUUCACAAUCUGAUGCUGCAGCCCCUGAUGCUUCUUCAAAAGAUGUAUGGGGCAAUCAGGAUCCAAACCGAAAGGAAAGAGAUGCCAAACGCAUUGUAUCUAAUGAUCCUCUGGCUAUGAUGAAACAGGGAGCAUCAAAAAUUCGGGAGCUGAAACAGGACAGAAAACGUUUCCAACAAGAAAGAGAAGAGGAGUUGAAGAAGAUGCGCCGGGAUGAACGACAUCGUGAGAAGAAACGACGGAGACAUGAAGAUCGCGGGACCGCCGCGAGCGAAGACACCCAUCCAGAGAGCGACGGAAUGAUGGUGAGCGAAAACAAGAUUCGCGGACCCAGAAAUAUGAGCAUCAUGACAGAGAGCGAUCUCGGCAUGAGAGAAGGCGCCAUGAUGAGGGCGAAGCCCGAAGGGAGCGGAGUGGGAGAUAUGACAAAGAGUCUCGUGAUAAACGAGAUCUGCGGUCUCGAGAGAGAGGACCACGAACGACGACAGAGUCGUCAUGAACCACAAUAG